UACAGUUGAUUCAUUUUUGAAUGCAUGUUGACCUUAUCAGAGGGCAGAUCUACCUGGUGAAUUGAGAAUACAAAGUAUUUGGGCCAAACUAGAUUCAACCAGUUAGGAAUCACAUUGUCAUCCCAAAUAAGAAUGGUUUUCCAGGAAUCCAUUGGGAGUGCUUCUCAGAAGCUUAUAAUUGAACAACUGAAAAGCAAUCCACUGGUAAAGGUGACAGGUGACAACCUAGAUAUAUAUAUUAAAAGAUCAAAACUGACUUCAGACAAUAGAAACCUGGAUCUCCAUCUGUUCACCUCCAACAUUAUCUUUAGUCGAGUUGCUACCGUUGACAUGAGUACUGAUAUACCUCAUACUGAUGUUUCGAAGUUAUCUGCUGAUGAUGUUCUACUCAAAGAAAAUGACCCAGAAAGACUUAAAUUUAUGGAUAUAUGCUGUGUACUGCUUUCCAGAAUAUUAUGUCAACUACCAUAUUUUGAGAAAUAUGAGAAGUUUUUGCCCAAACAUAUUCCACAUGAAUUUUCCCAGAAAAUGGCUGUAGCUUCCAAUGUGAUGCCAUUACCCAUUCAGUUUAAAAAUGAAGCAAAGCAUGAAGAUUGUUUGGCAAUUAUGGAUGCUUAUGAGGACCAGAUUACAACACUUUACCAAGCUGCCUUUGGUAAUUUAGAGAUUCUCAGAAAAUACCAGGUAGUUGUCGGGGGAGACCAGCUAACACGAGUGAGGUUACAGGAAGCAAAAAAUCUGCGAAGCAUUUCCGUGACACCUGAGAGAAGAUAUGAUGAUUUAAAUCCUAUCGUCUUUGAGAUGUGGCAUAACAAACAAGACUUUUUAGAGAAAUGCUUCAAAUGCUUAUACAAGGAUGAGAACUCUCCUGGAACUCUCCACUACUUCAAAACAAUUCUGCAUCGCACAAAUGUGAAUGGACGGGUGAAAGGUAGAUUCCAACCCCAUUUUGAUCUUUUAAUGACAGUAGGUGAAGGACUGGUUAAAGAGCAAUUUAUGGAAUUUUUCCAAAUGGAAAACAAGUACAGUGAACCAAACCACAAGAAUUUUGAAGAUAUUAAUAGCAAGUCUUCCGAAGAACAGAAAUCUUUAUUAUUGGCUACUGUGAUUGAUUUCAUGAAGUAUUUUGGAUACUGCAAUGCAGAUACAGCUGAAGGCCUUCCUCAACCACUAAGGGGUUCAUUACAAUAUCAAGUGCAAAAAGUAGGUGAUGAAAAUCAGUGGAUCUUAAUUCCAUUUCAUGAAACGCCACAGAGCGAUGAAGUGUUUAAUUACGCCAUGCAGCUCUGCCAUUGGUUUCUGCAGAUUUUAGAGCUACAUGAUACAGCAAAGGAAGGUGAUCUGAAUCGAACAGUUCUAAACUGUAAAUAUUCAAUAAGCAAAUACCUAGUGGAGAAUGUUGACUAUUUAUUGAAAACAGAAUUUUUUUUGUCUCCUUUACAACGCAUUCGAGUUUUGGAAGGGUCUUAUGUUAACAUUUGGGGAGGUCAUGGCAAAAACGUUGAGUGUGACUUAGUUCAAGAGCACAGUGUUUGUAAUCAAAAAGCUCUAAUUAAGGCAUUGGGAGCAAACAAGAGUGAUAAAUCCAUUUCUCGUGUGACUGUGUCAGCUGAUGCAAUCGAUGAAAUCUGCACAAAAUUUGAUGAAAGUGUAAUUUUAAAGCCAAAAAGUGGCAGGCAUUCCUCUACAGUAUCCGAAACAGACAAAGACACUGUUUAUAAAAAACUGAGAGACUUAAGACCAUUUCAACACCAUCCUUUCAGAAAAUGUGUAGGUUUUUCGAACAUAAGUCCUGUUCCACUAUCUAUAGAGGAAAUGCCUAAAAUGAAAGAGAGACUACACCAAAUUAUAACCAGACUUGCACGAGGUUUUCAAAUACUGGAAGUGGAAGAGGAUGGCAUUGAUCCUGACAAUGAACUCUAUGAUAAUCCAUUGUAAGGCUGUAACUGGGGAAAUGGAUCUUGGUUAACUUACAUGAGUUAAUGUAGCCUUAUUUAUUCAAAAAUAUGAUAUUAAUCAAUAAAGGGCAAAAAUAGA
This is a messenger RNA of Ostrea edulis (European flat oyster), 2037 nucleotides long. RefSeq lists its product as uncharacterized. The record is from RefSeq and is a predicted model, not a curated record. Bases 133 to 1938 code for a protein of 601 amino acids. The transcript is spliced from 5 exons. Lineage: Eukaryota; Metazoa; Mollusca; Bivalvia; Ostreida; Ostreidae.